Lactuca virosa is the source of this 1691-nucleotide messenger RNA. NCBI's taxonomy places the organism in Eukaryota, Viridiplantae, Streptophyta, Magnoliopsida, Asterales, Asteraceae. The record is from the annotation of a GenBank genome assembly.
UCUCUCUCUCUCUCUCUCUCUCUCUCUCUUCCGUCGAACCCUCCACCGUCUCGAAAACUACAACUUAUGGCAGCUCCGGUGGCUGAAGAAGACAGCUUCGCCGUAGGAUAUUCCGAUCCUCCUCUUGCAAAAAACUACUUGUCUAAACGGAAAAAGUCGAAGCCGAUUAGAUUUGAGGUCCUUCCGACUGAAGUAGAGACGGAACGUCAUCCUCCGAAGAUUAAGAUCGUAGUAAACAAUACUUCAAUCCCAUCUUUGAGUUUGAAGAAAAGAAAGUCUCCUACUAAACGCUCCAAAUCUCCAACUCCAUCAACACCUGCAAUGAUUCUUGCAGAGGAGUUUCAAUCAAGCCUUGGAACCGAGUUUCCCAGCUGUAUGAAGCUGAUGAUUAGAACAACUGUCACCUAUGGUUUUUGGAUGGGCCUUCCAUUACCAUUCUGCAGAUCAUUUCUACCAAAACAAGACUGUAUGAUGGUACUUGAAGAUGAAAUUGGGGAGAAAUGGGAAGUCAAAUAUAUCGCAAACAAAAAUGGGCUUAGUGCAGGGUGGAAAAUUUUUGUGGUUGCACAUGACUUGAUUGAAGGAGAUGUUUUGGUCUUUCAUUUAAUCGAAACUUACAAAUUGAAGAUUUACAUAAUAAAAGCAAGUGAACCCAAUGAAGUUGAUGGUGCUAUUGGCCUUUUGAAUUUGGAGCCCCAAAAAAAUGAAACCGAAAUCCCCCCAGAUACUCCACCACCUAAAACAAAGAAACACAAACACGUGGAGGUCCUGGACCCACUUCCUAUAAACAUGGUAAAAAAGAAGCAAAAAAAGUCAACCCUAGUCAAACCAAUUGAAGUUCUAGAACAUUCCGGAACCAACAGUGAAGAAAUCGGGUCAGAAGUUCUAGAACCUUUCACAUCCGCACCAAUCCAAGACCUAAAAUCCUUGGACCACUUCCGCAUAAAAGUCAACGGUCAAUGCAUUGACUCAGAGCUUCCGGAAGAAGUCAAACUCGGUUACUACAAACUUUGCAUUCACAAAAAACAAAUCCUUCAUGAUUGCAUUCGCGAGAAUAUUUAUGAUAAACUUGUGGUGGGAAUGAUUGGGGAGACUGUAACAAUUGCAAAAGAGAUCAAGAACUGCAAGCUCACGAUAAGUAAGGAGGAGCUCGAAGCGUGGGAUAAUUCCUUGAAGUCUUUUGAGAUUUUGGGGAUGAAAGUUGGGUUUUUGAGGGAGAAAAUACGGACGCUUGUGGGGCUUCUUUUUGAGUCGGAAUUUGGGGUGGAUGUGAAAAGAUAUGUGGAGGCGAAAAAAGAAGAGAAGGGAAUUCAAGAUGAGAUAAUGAGAGUUAAAGGGAAGCUUUUGGAGUUGAAGAUUAAGGCGAGGAAUUUUGAAGGGGAGUUGGCGGGGUUGAAAGAUAAGGCAGAGAAGUAUAUGAUGGAGUUUCGGGAUGAGGUUGAUGUGCCGUGGUAGGGUGGGGUAGGGGGGAGGGUAUUUUAGGGAUUUUAGGUAUGUUUGUUUGUUGUAAAAGUGUUGACUUAAUUUAACUUGUAGAUUGUAACUUUUUAGAUUGUAAAAGGUGGGAUGACUUGUGGAUGAAUGUACGCGGUUGUUAUUUAUGAUGAUGGGAAGGGUAUUUUCGUCUUUUAAUUAUGUUGUUUUGUAGUAGAAAAUCGUUUUUGGAGUGUUGAAAUUGUGAUAUGUGGUUG